This is a messenger RNA of Pipistrellus kuhlii (Kuhl's pipistrelle), 3305 nucleotides long. RefSeq names its product double zinc ribbon and ankyrin repeat domains 1 (gene DZANK1). Gene Ontology annotation, molecular function: protein binding. NCBI's taxonomy places the organism in Eukaryota, Metazoa, Chordata, Mammalia, Chiroptera, Vespertilionidae. The coding region runs from base 314 to 2533 and encodes 739 amino acids. The transcript has 22 exons. Gene Ontology annotation, biological process: eye photoreceptor cell development. The record is from RefSeq and is a predicted model, not a curated record.
GGCGAGGCUCUCAGCGUCAGUGGUAACCGAGACCUUGACCAAGGAGAAGGCAGGAGGCAGUGAGAGGUGGGCUAGCUCGCUGCGGACGGCGGCGGUACCCCCGCAGUGAGAGGUGGAGCACCUGGCCGGGGACGGCAGAGGAGCCUCGGAGGGCUUAAUUCUGUCUUGGUGGCCGGUGAUAGAGGAAGAGGUGGAGGAGGAGGAGGACAAGGAGGUGGGGGAGGACCUCCCUCAAUCCUGCGGAGAAGAGGAGGACCUCCCUCAAUCCUGCGGAGAGGAGGAGGAGGACCUCCCUCAAUCCUGCGCAGGGAAAAUGACUGCUGGUUCAGUGUGUGUUCCUCAGAUCAUACCAUUGCGAGUGCCUCAGCCUGGAAAAGCCAACCAUGAAAUUGAUAACAAUACACUUGUGGAAAUGAAGUCAGAUACCCCAGAUGUCAGCAUAUAUUAUACCUUGGAUGGCAGCAAGCCUGAAUUUCUAAAGAGAAUAGGUUAUGGUGAAAAUACUACAUUUAAGUAUACAAGGCCUAUUACUCUGCCUGAUGGAAAAAUACAAGUUAAAGCUAUUGCAGUCUCUAAAGACUGCAGACAGAGUGGCAUUGUAACAAAGAUGUUUCAGGUGGACUAUGAACCGCCAAAUGCAGCCUUUUCAGAAGACAGUGUUGAAAACAUUCUUGAAGAUUCUUCAAAGCAGGAACUGAAAAAUGGAUUUGUUGCACCAAAACCAAGGAAGAAAUCUAAGAAUGUUGAACAUAAACCUGGUUGGAAUGUUCACCAUAGACAUCUAGACAACCACAUGGAAAGGCCCCCUUACCGUGAAGAAUCAGUUUCUAGACCACCCAGAAAUCCACCCCAGUUCCCUAGUUUUGCGCACAUAACUGGCCAUCCGAGUUUGACAGCCACAGAGAUCAUGAGAAUUCAAAGGGAGACAGACUUUCUCAAGUGUGCCCAGUGCCUCGCCCUUCGCCCAUCUGAUCCCUUGGUUCGCUUCUGUCAAGAUUGUGGCUUUCCUGUUCCACCUGUAUUUGGUUGUCGUCUCUCACCCUCAGAAGGAGCUCAGUUGGGCUUGUGUGCAGAAUGUGGAAGCAUGGUGCCCAUGAACACUUCCUUCUGUGUGGUGUGUGAGGCUCCUCUUGCUCUGCAGAUGCAACCACCCGCCAGCUUCCACAUGAAGGAGAAAGUAAUCUGUCGCACCUGUGGCACAGGGAAUCAUCCUUACCUGAAAUACUGCCUCACCUGUGAGAGCACCCUGCCUUCAUCAAAGGAGUCCAGGUGUAGUGGAGAUAAAGGUGGUCCUGGGAAAGGGGAGACCAUUUCCUGCUCCAAAUGCGGCCGCCAGAACCGCCCGGGUGCUUUCUUCUGUGACUGGUGUGGAGCCACGCCUGUCGUUGCUACCUGCUUCUCUGUUUGCCUCAAAUGUGGGGCCAACAAUCACCCGUCUGCCCGAUUCUGUGGCUCCUGUGGUAUAUAUCUGAAGUCCUUGGCAAAACUUAGUGCGGAGAACAGCCGGGCUCUAGCUGCUGGAGAACAGGGCCCUUUUGCUGAGUCCCGAUCUGCCUGGCAGUCCGUAAAUGGUCCUUUACCCAAACAUGAUGGGUCUAGGAGGAAUGUAGGUACACAGACCGCUGGCCUGUUCUACCCAUCUGGCAACCUACUGGCAAAAAAGGAAAUGGAAAUGGCUUCUCAUCAGCAGAGACAGGAGAAAAUGAGUGACCAUAAGCCUCUCCUUACAGCCGUCAGCCCAGGAAGAGGAUACUGGAGAAAACAGUUGGAUCACAUCUCUGCUCACCUCAGGGCCUAUACUCAGAACAACUCUGAGUUCCGGGCCUUGAUUGCCGAACCCAGGAUGGGAAAGCUUCUUUCUGCUACUGUCCAUGAAGAUGGCUAUGAAGUUAGCAUCAGGCUGAAUUAUGUUCAAGUCUCAAACAAGAACUUUUACAUGAGUAAGGCGAUGAAUUUCAGCGACCACUUUCUGAGCACCGUCACCGAGGGUGGUCACGGGAUAUUUGGCAGCAGGUAUAGCUUGGUGAGUGACUACUGCCACAGCACCUCCGAUACCACUGAAAAAAUCAAGAGGACAAAGACUUUCAAGACCAGAACAUUUCAAGAAAGGAAGGAGCAGCUUACACCCGAAAACAGGCUCCUGCUGAAGGAAGUCGGACCGACAGGGGAAGGAAGAGUCUCUGUGAUUGAACAGUUGCUUGAUGAAGGAGCAGAUCCCAACUGCAGUGACAAUGAAGACCGACCCGUUAUUACCGUGGCUGUGAUCAAUAGGCACCAUGAAGCGAUCCCAGUCCUCGUGCAGAGAGGAGCAGACCUCGAGCGGCCGUGGGGACCGUACCAAAAUACUGCUCUUCAUGAAGCAACUCUGCUUGGCAUGGCAGGAAGGGAGUGUAUCGCUGCUUUACUAGGAUGCAAUGCAAGCAUCCGAAAGAAGAAUAUUAGAGGCCACACCCCCCGUGACCUGGCUCUGUCAAUUGGGGAUGACCUCAUCACCUCGCUCUUCGCUGCUAAGCUUGGCCUUGAUGACUAUUAGGCACUAGGACCUCCACGGAGCUUCACGUAAAGAAACCAUCCAGCCCUGGCAGUUCUUUGCUCGUUUCCUUCUGAAAUGUGUAUUUGAGUUUGGCAACUGUGGUUAAGAUGAAGUCAUAUGUUUUUGUCUUUUAAUUAUGUGACAGUGUAAGCAUGGGUAUUUCCUAAUGUGAUGGUGAUGAACUUGAUGCAUGUCUUAUUGCUGCUUGUUUUAGAUUUUCUUUUUCAAUAGAUAAUAAUUGCACAAAAUGCAAAGCUAAAAAUAUCAUGUAGUGAAAAGUCUGCUUCCCAUCCCUGACCCUCAGCCACCCACUUCCCCUCCUCAGAGGUAGCCAGUGGUAGCGUCAACUGUGUCUUUCCAGAAAUAGUACAGGAUUGUAUAAGCCGUGUGUGUAGUGUAUGCAUGUGCAGGUCUAUAGAGUAGGCAUGAAUACAAAUAUAGAUAAUAUACACAUAUAUUAUCUCUCCUCUUGUGAGACAAGUAGUAGUGAACUACACACUGUCCUAUCUUGUUCUUUUGCUUAAUGUGUCUUGUAGGUGGUUCCAACUUAUGAUAUAAAGACUGAGUUUAUUUAAAAAUUUUUCUUUUCUUAAUAUCUUUUCUUGUUAUACUUCCAUUUCCUCCCUCCUUUACCUCCCUUUUUCCAGUUCCUACUCACGCCCACGUCUUCAUUACCCUAUUGCCUGUGUCCGUGGGCUGUGCCUCUAAGUUCUUUGGUUUAGCUCUUCCUACCCCCCCACCCCCAACCUCACAUCAAGGUAUAUCAGUCUGU